CCCGAAGACAUUGCUCUCAUUUUCCCGCUUGGUUUUCGCUUGGGGUUGUUUGGCUGUGCAAUGCGGUGCCAGAUGGUUGCAUUUUUUUGUGUCGGUUCCGCCCGGAAAUCGAUUGAUGUUGCAUACUGCUCCGUGCAAAGAUUUGAUUACGCAACACCUUUGGCAAUUUCUUUGCGCUGCACUCGUGCUCUGGCUGUUCAUCUUGUACCAUGGUGGAAGAAGAUCUGGUUUUCGUCUUCAAAUUUAGGAGAAGCUUAGCGGUUUCCGUAACGAUUCUCAGUUGCAAUGCUGUUAAAAAUGGCUCAAGGUUUUGGCGGAUUCGUGGGUCCAUGCCAUAUUGGUUCCUCAGUUCUUGCAUUUGGGCGAGAAGGCGCAAUCUCAAGAGUUUGGUGGGGCUGACUUCAAUAUAGUUCAGGGAAUUAUUUGAGCUUGUCUUGUGAUUAUGGACCUCGGCAAUCUUGAUGUUAUUAAUGCAUUCAGUUAUUGCAGCAACCGUACGUGCAAGGGGGACACAAUUUCGAUUUUACUUUGGAGGAUCAAAUGCAACCAGGGGUAGAUAGAUUAUAAUAUACUGCUAUUAUUUUAGUGAAAAAUAAAGAUAUACUGUAAUACAUUAUGGAGUAGCCAAUUACUCGCUCCGUAUAAAAAUACACGACACUUUUUGACACUAUCAUGGUGUCAAAAAACGUCUUAUAUUUUGAUACCGAGGGAGUACCAAAUAAGAAUGUUCGCACCUUAUGUAAGUCAUAAAAUGGCUUCUUGUCAUGUGUUGUAUGAAGGAUUGAAGUUGAUUUUGUACAUACAAUAAGCUGCUGUAGCCGCAUAGGAUCACCUCACCGCUCUGUACAGGUAGACAUAAAUUCUAUUUAAUUCUGGAUGCUCGGCUGAUAAGAAUGAAUGGGAGGUAAUAUCUGCUGAAAGUGGUCCUUGGUUCCAUUUAUUCGCUCGAUUCAUGGGAGCAGGGUGUGUUGUUUUUAAUGCAUUAUUUCUCAGGAUGGGCUCAAUCUGGAUUUCCUCUAGAAAACUUUAUAUUAUCUGACAGUCCAACAACGUUUGUAACUUUGUCUUAUGAAUUCUGUGAACAAAGAAAAGGUGAUGUCAGUGAAGUGGUUCGUGUGGAAAAAAGAUGCAGCAAAUUCUUUGUGCUACUACAGCUGGAAUGAGCUUAGCAAGUUCUUCAUUACUAGCCCCAUUCUGGACCUUACAAUAGUCGGGCUCGAUGUCGUGGAUGAAGGUUCAGAUUCGCAUGGGCAACAACCUCAUUUCCUGAAAACCUGCUUGAACCCCAGCUUGGAUCUUGGCAGUACAGUUUUGCUCCUGGGCCACACAAACAGAAGAGAUUUGGCAGUAGGUGAGGGGAAGGUUGUCAUAGCAACUGACAACCUUAUAAAGUUCUCAACUGAUGAAGUCUCAUGGCAUCCUGGAUCUGCUGGUUUUGAUAUGAACGGGAAUCUAGCUUUUAUGGUCUGUGAUCCGAUGAAGCUUGCACCUUCUACACCUACAGGGUAUGCUUCUGCAUCAUCAACUGCACUCCUUGCAUCAAAGAUGGAUGUGCCAACACAAUUUGGGAUCCCCAUCCCUGCAGUAUGCGAAUGGUUAAAACAGCACUGGAGUGGUGGCUUGGAAGAUGUUAGCAAGCCAAUGAUGCCCCCUGCACGAUUAAUAUCUGCUGGACAACGAAGUGAACCUUCUUCUCUGAGUCAUCUUCAUUGUAUUAAGACCACCGAGCGAGAGGGUGGGGCAUUGUCAUCAUCACAGAUGCCAGCAAGACCAACACGGCAGCAUGGGUCAUGCAGUUCAGCAUCUGCCAAGAUUUCAUAUGGUGAAAAUGAUUCUGUUAAUUCACACUCCUUUCAAGGCCAACGAGAUCCAGCUUCACAGAUGCCCAGACCUAAGGAGCAACCUGGUUCGGUCAUGGAUAGCUUUCCUCCUGGGCAUCCAAGAUCUAUUUUCUUACCGCUUCCUCUAAAGCAAAUGAUGCCUGUCGAUAAUAAGAUCAAACCGAACUGCUCAGUUUCAGAUGAAUCACGGGUAGCUAAUGCGAGAAUCAACUGCGAUGCUAUGCACAAUGUUGCUUACCAGGAAAACUGCUGGAAUGAGGCGCAGUCAAGUUCUUCACCACCGGCAAUAUCAGAACAAGGAGACAAGAGGGACGGCUUCAGCAGUGGGGAGGAGACAAUGUACUCCGCGGAAACUAUGGAAAGCAGAAACAUUCCGAGUCCAAAGGACAAGAGGCCCCAGAUAGUUGGCCGAUCACAGAGUUUUGCAAACCAUAGCAAAUGGGAUUCACCUAAAAGUGUUGAAUCUUCGAAAGGGCCGCCCUCAAGGUCGCAUACAUUCAUUCCUUUGAGAAAACCACACUUGCAAGCUGCAUCAAUUUCACAGAAAAGCCAGGUUUAUUUCAGCCCUACGGUCUCCUCCAACAUGAAAAAGAGGAACCUGUCUCAGAUUCCCAUGAAACCUCGUCAAAGUGCUCAGGUCACCUCCAAGUGGAUUACCUGAUAGGAUCCCCGUUUCUUGUCUCCAGAUCAUACAAAGAUAUCACAUUAUUCGGUUUAGUCAGUUCCACUCAACAUCUCCAUUUUGCUGUAGUCGUGUUCUGUAAAUGUAUACUAGCUGUAAACCACGCGCCGAUGAUUCUUUGUGCUUAACAUUAGCUAGCAUAUUCCCAUCUUUUUUAUGCUUACUCUGUAGGGUAAAACCUAAAACGAAUUAUCACCAGAAAUAUAGCCUUCUUGGUUUCAGUCAGGUACGCUGUUGAGUGUUGAGGAUGCUGAGGCGAAGACCAAGAUUCUGUGCAGGGAGCGAUGUUCAGGAAUGCUUUGCCACAGGCAAUCAGACCUGUAUUAUCACCCACAUUGUUAUCCUGUCAGCCGAAUAAGCGAACGGCUCCAUGUUUUCUAAAACCAA
Messenger RNA from Triticum aestivum (bread wheat), 2910 nucleotides. RefSeq lists its product as uncharacterized. The record is from RefSeq and is a predicted model, not a curated record. The coding region runs from base 1069 to 2502 and encodes 477 amino acids. The transcript has 2 exons. Lineage: Eukaryota; Viridiplantae; Streptophyta; Magnoliopsida; Poales; Poaceae.